This is a messenger RNA of Pungitius pungitius (ninespine stickleback), 1556 nucleotides long. It is a transcript of the gene chchd4a, whose product is annotated as coiled-coil-helix-coiled-coil-helix domain containing 4a. Gene Ontology annotation, molecular function: protein-disulfide reductase activity. Bases 151 to 615 code for a protein of 154 amino acids. The transcript is spliced from 3 exons. Gene Ontology annotation, biological process: protein import into mitochondrial intermembrane space. Gene Ontology annotation, cellular component: mitochondrial intermembrane space. The record is from RefSeq and is a predicted model, not a curated record. NCBI's taxonomy places the organism in Eukaryota, Metazoa, Chordata, Actinopteri, Perciformes, Gasterosteidae.
ACGUCAUUACGGUGCGCCCACAUGUGACCAGAGCGGUCAGAUGUCUAAAGGGCUGUCGGACGCCGGUAGCUUGUCAAAUGAUAUGAGGGAUUCCUCUCACACCGGUCAUAUUUUACCACAGAGGGCGACGGACCAAAAACACUCGAAGGAAUGUCGUACUGCAAGCAGGAGGGUAAAGAUCGCAUCAUCUUUGUGACCAAGGAGGACCACGAAGCUCCCAGCAACGCUGAACUCGUCGCAGAUGACCCGAAUGAUCCGUAUGAGGAGCACGGUCUGAUCCUGCCAAAUGGAGACGUCAACUGGAACUGUCCUUGUCUGGGCGGCAUGGCCAGCGGGCCGUGUGGCUCCCAGUUCAAAGAGGCCUUCUCCUGCUUCCACUACAGUAAGGAAGAGGUGAAGGGCUCCGAGUGCAUUGACCACUUCCGCGACAUGCAAGAGUGCAUGCAGAAGUACCCUGAGCUCUAUCCUCAGGAUGAAGAGAAGGAUAGCUCCUCCCAAGCAGAGUCCGGCUCUGCCUCACCGACUGAAACUGACUCUACCACAGCCACCUCAACAUCCGAAUCUGCCGUCUCACCUGACAGCGCGUCCCCUACAGACGACCAGACUGCCAGCUAAGCUAAGGUCCAUCAGUUAUCAUCCAGGCGUCUGUUUGCGAGCACUGCCCAGCAAAACUGACUCCGCGUCAGAGCUUUACAGGCCAUCAGAGAAGGACUUGGUGAAUGCAGGGGAACAUAGCAUAUGUACAAGAGUUUAGGCUGCUUUUUUUUGCUGAGCAAUCAAAAAUCAUUGAAAUGAUAUGAUUUUAAUGACAGCUGACCAAGUGGUUUGCUGCAGGUGCAUUAGUUGAAUGACUCGCUUUAUAUGCAAUUGGAAUUGAAUUUAUGGCUUUUUAAUCAGAAUAGUUUUGUUUGUUGGUGUUCAUUAUGUGUGUUGUUUGAGUAAUGGCUGGAUUUUUUUUUAUUUUGAGCAAUGUUCAUCUUUUCUUAAGAAAUCUCCUUUGACCGGUAUGUCUCUUGCUAUGAUUUAACAGAUAAUCCAUUUACUUUCCAUCAUUCGCGACCAAUAACCCGGUAAUUGGUCAAGACCAAAGUGUUUUUUGGCAAAUUCAACUAUUCACUGAUAUUUAGGCCUUAAAAGAAUUUAUGACUAUUUCUCAGACAUGUCCAGAUUAAAAUUAUGAUCAAACAAUUUUAAAUUACUUUUUCAGUUUUUGUUCUAAAGUUGUGGCAAUGUCCUCCAUAUGUCAGUCAUUUUCUCCCUCACACAUUGCAAGUUGGAAUCUUUUAGAAUUUCUUUUCUUACUGAAUUUGCCAAUAAGAUUUACAAGUUGAGAACAAUAACACAGAACCACACCAAUAUAUUUUACAGCCUUGAUUGAAUUGCCUGUAUCCUAUUUAUAGUUAACAUUCUGAAUGUAAACAUCUGAAUUAUUACGGUUUUCAAAAUGGUUUAUAUUUAAUAGUUUCAAACAAAAAGAAUGCCAAUCUACUAGACAUUCAAAGCUCAGGUUUAGUCCUUAUAUUUCCUGAAUAAAACUAACAACAUUGAAGAUUUUA